This is a messenger RNA of Gossypium arboreum, 2393 nucleotides long. RefSeq names its product transketolase, chloroplastic-like. Gene Ontology annotation, biological process: pentose-phosphate shunt. The transcript has 7 exons. Gene Ontology annotation, molecular function: transketolase activity. NCBI's taxonomy places the organism in Eukaryota, Viridiplantae, Streptophyta, Magnoliopsida, Malvales, Malvaceae. The record is from RefSeq and is a predicted model, not a curated record. Bases 107 to 2326 code for a protein of 739 amino acids. Gene Ontology annotation, cellular component: cytosol.
UGCCUAUGUACUUUGCCUUCUCUUCCUCGAAUAUAUCAAUUGAACUCAUUUCGAUCUCCCUUUCACCAACCUCACUCAGCUGAGUCGACUCGAUCAAAAAACAGCAAUGGCCUCUACUUCAUCUCUCACUCUGUCUCAAGCUCUCCUAGCUCGAACCAUCUUUUCCGAUGGGUCCACCCAAUUCUCCGACUGCAGUGUUUCACUUCCCACCACCACUUUUUCCGGUCUCAAGCUCACUACCCCACGCUCCCGUCGAGUCCUUCCCACGCGCUUUAACCGGAGUCUCCGAGUCCGUUCCGCUGCCGUCGAGACAAUCGGCACUCCUGCCGAGACUUCCUUAUUGGAAAAAUCAGUCAACACGAUCAGAUUCUUAGCUAUUGAUGCUGUCGAAAAGGCUAAUUCCGGUCACCCUGGGUUACCCAUGGGUUGUGCUCCGAUGGGUCACAUUUUAUACGAUGAAAUCAUGAGGUAUAAUCCUAAGAACCCUUAUUGGUUCAACCGUGAUCGUUUCGUCUUGUCUGCUGGUCAUGGUUGUAUGUUGCAAUAUGCUCUGCUUCACCUUGCUGGUUAUGAUAGUGUUCAGGAAGAUGAUUUGAAGAAUUUUCGUCAAUGGCAAAGCAGAACACCAGGACAUCCUGAGAAUUUUGAAACACCUGGAGUUGAAGUUACAACUGGUCCUCUUGGUCAAGGUAUUGCAAAUGCUGUCGGAUUGGCUCUAGCCGAGAAGCACCUAGCUGCUAGGUUCAACAAGCCUGACAAUGAGAUUGUUGAUCACUACACGUAUGCUAUUUUAGGUGAUGGUUGUCAAAUGGAGGGUGUUGCGAACGAAGCUUGUUCGCUUGCCGGACACUGGGGACUUGGAAAGCUUAUAGCUUUCUACGAUGAUAAUCACAUUUCGAUCGAUGGUGACACUGAAAUUGCCUUUACUGAGAAUGUCGAGGAACGUUUUAAGGGGCUUGGGUGGCAUGUUAUUUGGGUCAAGAAUGGGAAUACUGGUUACGAUGAGAUUCGUGCUGCUAUUAAGGAAGCAAAGGCUGUCAAAGACAAGCCCACUUUGAUCAAGGUGACAACCACUAUUGGUUAUGGAUCUCCAAACAAGGCAAACUCGUACAGCGUUCACGGUAGUGCAUUGGGUGCCAAGGAAGUGGAUGCUACUAGGAAAAACCUUGUGUGGCCACACGAGCCAUUCCAUGUACCCGAAGAUGUUAAAGGGCAUUGGAGUCGCCUUGUCCAACAGGGAGCUGCCCUUGAAGCAGAAUGGAAUGCAAAGUUUGCUGAAUACGAGAAGAAAUACAAAGAUGAAGCUGCAGAGCUCAAAUUAAUCAUCACCGCUGAACUACCGGCCGGAUGGGAGAAGGCACUUCCAACAUAUACUCCGGAGAGCCCCGCUGAUGCUACCAGAAACCUCUCUCAACAAAAUCUCAAUGCUCUCGUAAAAGUACUCCCUGGUUUUUUUGGUGGAAGUGCAGACCUUGCUUCUUCCAACAUGACCUUGCUCAAAAUGUAUGGUAAUUUCCAGAAAGACACCCCUGAGGAACGUAAUCUUAGGUUCGGUGUUAGAGAACACGGAAUGGGAGCCAUCUGCAAUGGCAUUGCACAUCACAGCCCCGGACUUAUUCCGUACUGUGCUACUUUCUUCGUUUUCACUGACUACAUGAGAGCUGCUAUUAGGAUGUCUGCAUUGAGUCAAGCGGGAGUUAUUUACGUUAUGACCCAUGAUUCCAUUGGUCUCGGGGAAGACGGACCAACCCACCAACCAAUCGAGCACUUAGCUAGCCUCCGUGCAAUGCCUAAUGUUUUCAUGCUUCGUCCAGCUGAUGGAAACGAAACUGCCGGUGCAUACAAAGUUGCUAUCCUCAACAGGAACACUCCCUCCAUUAUCGCACUCUCUCGACAAAAACUAACCCAACUACCCGGAACUUCCAUCAAGGGGGUCGAAAAAGGUGGCUACAUAAUAUCAGACAAUUCUUCAGGAAACAACCCUGACAUAAUCCUGAUCGGAACUGGCUCUGAGCUGGAAAUUGCCGCUAAAGCUGCCGAUGAACUAAGGAAGGCUGGAAAAGCUGUUCGGGUCGUCUCCCUUGUUUCUUGGGAACUCUUCGAUAAUCAAUCAGACGCCUACAAAGAAAGUGUUUUACCAUCUGGUGUAUCAGCUAGGGUAAGUAUUGAGGCGGGAUCAACUUUUGGGUGGGAAAAGAUUGUGGGAUCGAAAGGGAAGGCAAUCGGAAUCGAUCGGUUCGGGGCAAGUGCACCAGCUGGUAGAUUAUACAAAGAAUUCGGUUUAACACCAGAGGCUGUUGUUGCAGCAGCAAAGGAACUUUGCUAGGCAUUAUUAGGUGCCUUUUGUGACUUUUUUUGUUUUUAAUAAUAAAAGGAAUCAUCCAAAUUUCUUA